AUGGCCAAUACUCAGAAUCGGGAUGUCAAAGAAUGGAUCAUCGCCAACGCAGCCUCAGACCACAUGACUCCGGACGCUUCAUGCCUCAUCGACCCCGUUCCUUCCAGCCAAGUAUUUAACGCCAUCAUCGGCCAAGUUACUGCGACUGCAACCGGCUCCGUCGAUCUCCUAGUCGAAACGUCCACCGGACGUCAGUCUCUUCGCCUCUCCAACGUCUUCCUCGUUCCAAGACUUCCUCGCGGUUUGGUCUCGCUAUCGAAGCUGGGAUUCGAGUACAACUCCUCAAGCGAAGGCCACACCCUUCACACGCGGGACCAGAACGGCAACAUCACCACGGAGAUCAAUUUGAAUCUCAGGGAUGGGCUUCCAUACUUCCCGAUUGUGCCAAGGAUGGGAUUUGACUCACAGCCAGGUGCGAGCUCGACUUCUGAUGGAGAAGGGGGAGAUUCUCGUCCACCCGCAGGUUCUCAAGAGGCUCGAGAGCGUCAGAUGCCGAUGGUAGUGACCAGCUCGUACUACGUCAGGGCAAACUCAGGUUGA
Messenger RNA from Zasmidium cellare ATCC 36951, 540 nucleotides. RefSeq lists its product as uncharacterized. Lineage: Eukaryota; Fungi; Ascomycota; Dothideomycetes; Mycosphaerellales; Mycosphaerellaceae. Bases 1 to 540 code for a protein of 179 amino acids. The transcript has a single exon. The record is from RefSeq and is a predicted model, not a curated record.